AUGCUUCUGUCGUGGUUCACAGGAUUUGGGGCUGGACUGCUCUUCCUGCACUUCCUGCAGAAACUUCUGUUCCCGUACUUCUGGGAUGAUUUGCGGUUCCUGCUGAAGGUGGUGCGCUAUGGGAUUAAGAUGGAGAUGUACAGAUGGAGAGGGGAGCUCGUCACGGUGCUGGAUAAGUUCCUGAGCCACGUCAGGAGGCAACCCCAAAAAGCCUUCCUCAUUUAUGAGGGGGUCGUCUACACCUAUGAGGAUGUGGACAAGAGGAGCAACAGAGUAGCCCACGCCUUGCUGAACCACUCCUCGCUGAAAAGGGGGGACGUCGUGGCCUUGUUGAUGAGCAACGAGCCGGACUUCGUCCACGUGUGGUUUGGCCUGGCUAAACUGGGCUGCGUGGUGGCCUUCCUCAACUCCAACCUUCGCUCCAAUUCCCUCCUCCACUGUGUCCGCACCUGCGAGCCCACUGCUGUGGUGGUUGGCGGAGAUUUGCUUGGAAGCAUAGAAGAAAUCCUUCCCAGCCUCCCCAAACAUGUCAGUGUUUGGGGAAUGAAGGAUUCUGUUCCACAAGGUGUAGUUUCCCUCAAAGAAAAGCUGAGUCUCGUCUCUGAUGAGCCAGUACCGCCAAGCUAUCAUGUCACCUCAAGCCUCAAGUCUACUUGCCUCUAUAUUUUUACCUCUGGAACAACAGGUCUACCCAAAGCAGCUGUGAUUAGUCAGUUGCAGGUGUUGAAGGGCUCUGUUGGGCUAUGGGCUUUUGGCUGCACAGCUGAUGACAUUGUUUAUGUAACUCUCCCACUGUACCAUAGCUCAGGGGCUCUCCUGGGAAUUGGUGGAUGUGUUGAGCUGGGUGCCACAUGUGUGUUAAAGAAGAAAUUCUCUGCAAGCCAGUUUUGGGAUGAUUGCAAGAAGUACAAUGUCACUGUGUUUCAGUACAUUGGGGAACUUUGCCGUUAUCUAUGCAAACAACCUCAGAGAGAAGGGGAAAAGGACCAUCGGGUGCGUUUGGCAGUCGGAAAUGGUAUGAGCAGCGAAGUGUGGAGACAAUUUUUAGACAGAUUCGGAAAUAUCAAAAUGUGUGAAUUUUACGGAGCUACGGAAGGAAACAUAAUUUUCAUGAACCACACUGGCAAGAUUGGAUCAGUUGGGAGGACAAACUUUUUUUACAAACUUUUUUUUGUUUUUGAGUUGAUAAAGUAUGACUUCCAGAAAGAUGAGCCACUGAGGAAUGAACAAGGCUGGUGCUACUGUGUGAGAAAAGGCGAACCUGGUCUUCUCAUUUCUCGUGUGAACAUGAAGAAUCCCUUCUUUGGCUACACAGGCUCUUACAGGCACACACAAAGCAAGCUGCUUCUUGAUGUUUUUAGGAAGGGAGAUGUUUACUUCAAUACAGGAGACCUAAUGGUUCAAGAUCAUGAGAACUUCCUUUACUUUUGGGACCGUGUUGGAGACACUUUCAGGUGGAAAGGAGAAAACGUGGCGACCACAGAGGUCGCGGAUGUGAUUGGGAGGUUGGACUUCAUACAGGAAGCAAACGUGUAUGGCGUGCCUGUGCCAGGUUAUGAAGGAAAAGCAGGGAUGACGUCUAUUAUUCUAAAACCAAACAAGCCUUUAGACUUACAAAAAACUUACGACCAAGUCGCAACAUCUCUACCAGCCUAUGCCUGCCCGCGAUUUUUAAGAAUUCAGGACAAAAUGGAAACAACAGGGACAUUCAAGCUACAGAAGUUACAGCUGGUAGAAGACGGAUUUAAUCCCCUGAAGAUUUCUGACCCACUCUACUUUAUGGAUAACUUGAAAAAAUCUUAUGUUCCACUGACCAAAGAAAUUUAUAAUCAGAUAAUGUUAGAGGAGCUUAAACUUUAA
Psammomys obesus (fat sand rat) is the source of this 1860-nucleotide messenger RNA. It is a transcript of the gene Slc27a6, whose product is annotated as solute carrier family 27 member 6. NCBI's taxonomy places the organism in Eukaryota, Metazoa, Chordata, Mammalia, Rodentia, Muridae. The transcript has 10 exons. Gene Ontology annotation, molecular function: long-chain fatty acid-CoA ligase activity; long-chain fatty acid transmembrane transporter activity. The record is from RefSeq and is a predicted model, not a curated record. The coding region runs from base 1 to 1860 and encodes 619 amino acids.